GGUCAGGAGUUCUGGUCGCGGCAGCAGCGGGACGGGUGGUGCGGUGCCUCUGCACACCCCACACCUCCCCGCUCCGCUGGGCCCUGCGCUGAGCCAGACCAGCUGCACCGCCGUGUCCUGACCGAAGGCUCCUGGGAUGGCGUAUGGCAAGCAGCACCCCGAGCCUGGCGACCUGAUCGAGAUCAAGCGACAACUUUACCAGCACUGGGCCCUCUACUUGGGGGAUGGAUAUGUCCUCAACGUGACACCUGUAGAUGAAGGGGCCCCAUCUCUGUUGGUGAGCACUGCCUCAAUAUUUACAAGAAAGGCCAAGGUGAAGAAGCAGCUCCUGAAGGAGGUGGUGGGAAAUAAUGACUGGGAGGUCAACAACAAGUAUGACCGCUCCCGCACCCCCCUCCCAGUGAAGGAGAUCAUCAAGCGUGCUGAGAGCUACAUUGACACGGAGGUGACCUAUGAUGUGCUCGGCAAAAACUGUGAGCACUUUGUGACAAUGCUCCGCUAUGGCGAGAGUGUCUCUGACCAGGCCAAGAUAGCAAUUGGUAGCAUGCUGGCAGUAGGAGCUGCUGCUGUUGUCUCCACUGUCUUGGUGGGCUUGCUCAGGGGCAAAUCCAGAGAGAAGGAGUACUGACAGCUUGUCAGGAAGAGCUCAGAGCAAGGCAGGGAGCCUCUGGCCAUGGAGGGUCACUGCCCAGCCUCUGCCAAAACUGCCAUUGGGCCUACUAACAACAGCUACUCUUGCAAAAAUAACCAAAGCAAAGCAGUAAUAAAAUGUAAAAAACCCAAAAUAAUAUUGCCAUAAAAUCCUCUUCUAUGCAUUUGAAUGAAUUUUUGUGUGUGAGUUACAUACUUCAGCCUUCCUUCUCCCAUCCCUUUAGAAAGAGUAAGUUGAGCAUCACCAUUCAAUGUGACCCCAGCAGCACCAGCCUGUUUGCCAUAUCUGCUUUUUUUUUUUUCAUUGCUUAUGAUGAUGUUUUGGUAGUUUGGGAGCAUUUGCAAGCAAAGUAUCCCUUCCUUCCCUGCCACCCCCCUCCAGUACUUUGCUGAGGACUGGUGCAGGCUUUCUACCCACAUCCUCUUUUUCUCAGCUGACUCCUGUGGGCUCUUUCUGUGUAUAAUGGAUUUUAACCUUAACUUUCUGACACAAUAAAAUAAAAGUCUUCCUGAGCAUG
Molecule: messenger RNA, 1169 nt
Organism: Manacus vitellinus (golden-collared manakin)
Lineage: Eukaryota; Metazoa; Chordata; Aves; Passeriformes; Pipridae
Product: phospholipase A and acyltransferase 1
Exons: 5
Coding region: 137-628 (163 amino acids)
Biological process (GO): N-acylphosphatidylethanolamine metabolic process
Cellular component (GO): cytoplasm
Molecular function (GO): A2-type glycerophospholipase activity; glycerophospholipid phospholipase A1 activity
Source: RefSeq, a predicted model, not a curated record